This is a messenger RNA of Eublepharis macularius, 1396 nucleotides long. It is a transcript of the gene USP50, whose product is annotated as ubiquitin specific peptidase 50. Gene Ontology annotation, molecular function: cysteine-type deubiquitinase activity. The coding region runs from base 1 to 1125 and encodes 374 amino acids. The transcript is spliced from 7 exons. NCBI's taxonomy places the organism in Eukaryota, Metazoa, Chordata, Lepidosauria, Squamata, Eublepharidae. The record is from RefSeq and is a predicted model, not a curated record. Gene Ontology annotation, biological process: protein K63-linked deubiquitination; Ras protein signal transduction; endosome organization. Gene Ontology annotation, cellular component: extrinsic component of plasma membrane; midbody; cytosol.
AUGGCUUCCAGGUCAAUGAAGACGCCUGAUGACUUCAAUAUACUUUGUCUUCUCAAGGAUGCCCUUUCCUUGGAGAGUUCGGAUGAGCCUAUGGAUGAGUCCCGGGAGGAGACCAACCCACAGUAUCAAGGGCUAACUGGCCUGCGCAACCUCGGCAACACCUGCUACAUGAAUGCUGUGAUCCAGUGCCUCUGCAGCGUAUCCCCCUUGGUGGAGUAUUUCCUUUCUGGCAAGUACACAACAUCACUGGACAAGGAGAAUGGAGAGAUUGCAACUGCCUUUGCCUACUUGAUGAACGAUAUGUGGCUCGGGGACUUUGACUGCGUAUCCCCAGAGGUAUUCAGAUUGGUUAUUGGUGAACGAUAUCCCACUUUUCUCAAGAAGGCCCAGCAAGAUUCCCAGGAGUUUCUGAUUUAUGUAUUGAACGAACUGCAUGAAGCUCUCAAGAAGUCGAGUAAGAGGAGAAACCAAGGCACCACGUCGACUGCUUGGGAAUCGAGGCCUUCUGCCUCCGAGUCUUCCAUAAUCACCCGACUUUUUGAAGGACACCUUAGUUAUGACAUCAUGUGUUUGGAAUGUGAAAACAACACGUACAAGAAAGAGAUCUUCACCGUUUUGUCUCUCCCUAUCCCUUACGAGACCGAAUGCUCGCUAGAGGAAUGUCUGCAAUGCUUCUUCCAGCAAGACAUGCUGACUUGGAACAACCAGAUUACCUGCUCCUGCUGCGGAACGAAGCGAGACGCUGUAGUGAAAGCCAGCAUAGCCAAGGCACCUAAGAUGGUUAUCUUCCACUUGAAGAGGUUUGAUUGUCAAGGAAGUUACAAGAAAAAACUGAAAACGGACAUUUACUACCCUCUCAACAACUUGGAUCUGUCCCCUUAUAUCUAUCCACUCUUUCGGAAAAAUCCAAAAUACAACUUAUUUGCUGUGGUGAACCACUUUGGAGAUCUGGAUGGCGGCCAUUACACUGCCUUCUGCAAACACACCAUCUCCCAAAAGUGGUACAACUUCGAUGACUCUCAAAUCAGCGAGAUGCCAGAAUCUGCUCUCCAGACAUCUGCAGCUUAUCUCCUGUUCUAUAGCAACCAAAGUUUCUCUGUGCCAGUGAAAAACCACAACGGUUAAGAAAGAAAGAUCAACCAAGGAUGACGCAGUGACGCUGUUAGCAUGAGCGUGCACAGACCCGGCCAGUCUAGUUCGGAUUGAUCGUUAAAAGAAGAGCCACAUCUGCAUUCUUUCCACUCUUUUUUGACUAUAAGCAAGUGAUUUAGAAACCGGUCCGGGCAGCGCUGCUGUUUUCUGCAAUGAAGCAAUAGAUGAUGGACGUGAACGCAUUUUCGUGAAUGUUCCACAUGACGUAGCAUAGUCCAAGUUAAAUAAAUUGUUCCUGGACAAC